Kalmanozyma brasiliensis GHG001 is the source of this 1902-nucleotide messenger RNA. RefSeq lists its product as uncharacterized. Lineage: Eukaryota; Fungi; Basidiomycota; Ustilaginomycetes; Ustilaginales. The record is from RefSeq and is a predicted model, not a curated record. The transcript has a single exon. The coding region runs from base 1 to 1902 and encodes 633 amino acids.
AUGGCGCAUCACGAGCGCACCUCGACGCCAGCGGCGCACCCGCCGCAACAGCGACCGCGCCGGUUGUCUACCAUCGAAUUUCAUUCUCCACCUCCCUCGCCGACCUACUAUCCGGAGCACGAGCCGCAGCCGCCCGUGCUGCCCAAGCGAUCGCAGCGCUACCUUGCGCUGCUGCUCAAACCCAUCGUGUUGCCGGCACUCGCUAUUGCGUUGCCCGCAUGGCCGCUCCUCGCCGCGGCAUGUGCAAUCCCUGUCAUCGGCGUCAUGGCCAUCCCUAUCCUGCUGCUCAUCUCGGUGCUGCUGCUUUACGCCGUCGCGUGGAUCUGCUACCUCUUCCUCGCUCAGAAGGAUCUCCCCGCCACCUGGACAAAUGCACACCGCUGGUCGCCACGUAACAUCUGCCCGUUUGUCCCCAUCAACCCGAUCCGAUGCGCCAAAGUCGACCUCGCCGCAUUCCGCUACGUCGUCACAGCCUUUCGUAUUCUUUUCCCGGCCAUCUUCGACUGGUCCUACCGUCGCAUGAUGGUCAUUGGCACGACGAAAGGCUCGCGUGUGGUCAAAGAGGGCAUCCUCUACGGCAGUCCAUCGCGCGGCAAACGACUCGACGUCUACCUCCCCGCCGACUCGCCUUCUGAAGCUGGCGACGCUCCCCGCACCGCAGGCUCGAACGGCGUACCCGUCAUCGUGGUCAUCCCAUCGAUGCUCGGACCCCUGACAGUGACGUCGAAGCGCAGACUCUAUCUCCAGCUCGCCCUCCGCCUGCGCAGAAUGGGCUACUGCGUCGUCGUAGCUGACAUCACCUACUACCCUGAAUCGCGCAUCAAGUCGUCCAUCAUCGAUCUCCGGCUCGUCCUCCGCUGGACUGCCAAGAACUGCCAGAGGUACGGCGGCGAUCCAAGCAAGGUCUAUGUGCUAGGACACGGCCUAAGUGCGCAUUUGAUCAUGCUGACCAUCUCGCAGGAGGCGGUGGUGCUCAGUCGCGAGGGCCACCUGGACCGGGCCUAUGAGCGCGAGAGGCAUGUGCUUCGGGCCAAACACGGUCAUUCUUCGCACGAGGACGAAGAAGAAGAGGAGUGGCUGAAGAGUGGUGAGGUGAGGACGACCAGGCGGAGGAGCAUUGCGGCGGGUGCGGCGCCGGAUGCGUUGGACGAGGAGAACGACGAGCCGGUGCGACUGGGUGUGGUGUCGGCUCGCGCCGAGCGUCGUGGCAGCACUGGCUCGGUCGGAGCACAUCAUGCAGACCACGGAGAGGGGUGGGUCGAUGAGAGCGAGGACGCCACAACCGUCCCAGGCCACGUGAUGGGCGCAUCGCACCGCUUCAACACACCCUUCCAGAGCGCAGGCGCCACCUCGACAUCACGCAAAACCGAAGAAGCCGAAUCCAUCCUCUCCUCCUCUGCGUAUCGCAAAGCCGAGGAGGAGGUCGGCAACGGUCUUCGACGCGUCGAGAUCUACGAACCCGAAAUCGAGCUGCCCGCCCUCGCCGGCGUCAUCCUCCUCUCGGGCAUCAGCGACGUGAUCAAAGGGUUCCGAUCCGAAUCGGAACGCGGGCUAGAACACCUCAGCUACCUCCGACGCGCCACGGGACCGAGCCACUUCAACUGCCUCAUCCAUUCACCGGCGCAUCUGCUCUAUGCCGCGAAGAACAUCGUCGAUACCAGACUGCUGCCGCCCAAGUUUCUGUUGGUCCACGGAGGAAAGGACCAGGUGGUCCCGGUGGAACAAAGCACCCUGCUCAAGACGCUGUUGGUAGGGAUCGGGGUGGAACAGGUCAGGUUGAGAGCGUAUAGGAAUUUGGGACAUGCAGAGUCGAUCGCCUGUCUCUUCUUGGGCAUGGCGCGCUCAAAUACGAGGUAUACGCGGCAAAUCUCGGAGGACAUCUCGUCGUUCGUCGGGCAGUAA